UUUAUCACUCAAGGGGCCGAAACACGCGCAACAACGGACAACCCCACAGGACAGGGGGGUGCUUCUCGUGUCUCGGGAGGAAGGGACGAUAUUCGCUCCCUAUCCACUGAGCAACGCUGGAUCCCUCCUUCAACUGUUAGACGCGAUGCACUCACCCCAGAAAGCAGAAAUGAUCUCAUCUUCAGAAAGGUGCGGGGCAUCCUUAAUAAGCUUACGCCGGAAAAGUUCGCAAAGCUGAGCAACGACCUGCUCAACGUUGAGCUCAAUUCUGAUGUGAUUCUUAGAGGUGUCAUUUUCUUGAUCUUCGAAAAAGCACUUGAUGAACCCAAGUACAGUUCUAUGUACGCACAGCUGUGCAAACGGCUGUCUGACGAAGCUGCAAACUUUGAACCCCGAAAAACUCUCAUUGAAAGUCAAAAAGGCCAAAGCACGUUCACACUUCUCCUUCUUAAUAAGUGCAAAGACGAAUUUGAGAAUCGUUCGAAAGCAAGUGAAGCAUUCGAGAAUCAAGAUGAACUCGGUCCAGAGGAAGAAGAACGCCGACAGGUGGCCAAGCGGAAGAUGCUUGGGAACAUUAAAUUCAUCGGAGAACUGGGAAAGCUUGGUAUCGUCUCGGAACCGAUUUUACAUCGCUGCAUCCAGCAAUUACUGGAGAAGAAAAGGCGAAGGGGAUCCAGGGGGGACACCGCCGAGGAUAUCGAGUGUCUCUGCCAGAUCAUGCGUACCUGCGGCCGUAUCCUUGACUCGGAUAAAGGUCGCGCACUCAUGGAUCAAUAUUUUCGACGUAUGAAGUCACUGGCAGAGAGCAGCGAUCUUCCUCUACGCAUCAAGUUUAUGCUGCGUGAUGUCAUUGAACUACGCCGUGAUGGCUGGGUACCACGCAAAGCAACUAGCACUGAAGGUCCAAUGCCUAUCAAUCAGAUCCGCAGUGAUAAUGAUGAGUCUUCGAGGGGUAAUGGCUUCCAUAGACGUGAGGAUCGCCUCGGAGCUGAGUUCUUAAGGAAGAUGGGACGCGGCGGAUUAGACAUGGACAUGAUGGGAAGUAUUCCACUGACUUCCCCGUCGUUUGGCAUGCCAUCUCCAUUCAGCCCAAAUGGAUUCUCGGGGAGUUCCGGGGUUGGUUAUGGCCGCCACAAUCAACGUAACCAGUCUGGUUACUAUCAGAAUCAGACUCGUCACCAGAAUAAUUAUCAAGGGAAACAUAAUCAACAGCAACAUAACUCACAGCAGAACUUCAACAACAGUAGCAAUAAAGAACAAUUACGCUUUAAUAAGAAUAAAAUGUUGAUUGGACACCCAGAAGAAGUGUCACUUAGACCGUCAGCUAAUUCUAUGAUGUUCAAACAGACCAACAUUAAUCCCAACCUACCUCUCAACAGUGAUCUGUUCCCAGGACGAGCAUCAGAAUUACCUCUGUUACGUACUAACACUCUGAUACAUAAUUCGCCACUAUUGCACAAGGAAUUGCCGCCAGCAAUCGUGAUAAAACAAGGUCCAGUAGACAAACGAGAGAAAGCCAGGGACAGAAAGGAUAAAGGUACUUCUAGAGAAGAAAUACUGAAGAAAGUGAACGCGCUGAUGGACGACCUUGUCUCGCAUAUGAACAUACAGGAUGCAAUAACAGCUUUCCAAGAUCUUAAGAUACCCGAACGAUUUUUACGUCAUGCCGUUUAUACGUUGUACUCUAACACAUUAGACCGUGGUGACUCUGAGCGCGAACUCGCAACCAAGAUGAUAGUGGAAUUGGAGAAAGCAGACGUGAUUACUAUGCAGCAGAUACAUGAGGGGUGGAAAGAACUAGUAUCCAAUAUACCAGAAAAAGAGAGUACCGUGCCUUGUGUAGCGUCUCACGUUGCCUUCUUGACAGCCAAAGCUAUUACCGACAAUUCAAUACAAUUAACCAAUCUUGUCGGUGUGACGGAAAACGGCCAACACCAUCCGUUGUUCUUGCUCACUCUCCAGCAGUUGCACAAAACCCAAGGCAAAGCAAGGCUCACGCAGAUCUUCAACGAGAGCAAAGUGAAUCUUAUCAGUCAGCUCCCAGAGGCCGACAAGACGAAGGAAAGACUGGCGGAGAUUUUGGAGGACAGAGAGUUAACCUUCCUUUAUCCGCUUCUUAAGAUCGAGGGAGACAUCUGGCGUCAACUAGAAUACGACCCGAAUCCGAAUACUCUUUACAAAUGGAUCAAAGAAAAGCUAGAACCGUCGCAUCAUACUGAUUCAGAGUUCAUCAACGCUUUGAUGAACGUUCUUCUUAAAUAUAUUACGCAGGAAACAAUACUGGCACCUGGCGUUGAUCCAUCUAACGUAGGCAAAACAGUGGUAGAUAAGGAAAAGGCAUUACUGGAGAAAUAUGCACCCUUGAUGCGCUCCCUCUUUAUCGAUACAGAGUCGCAGGUGACAGCUCUCCAUGCGCUUCAAACAUUUUGGUACUCGCACAGUUGCCCAAAAGGGAUGCUACUGCGAUGGUUCGACGGGCUUUACCGACUAGAAGUGAUCGAAGAAGAUGCCUACUUCAAAUGGAAGGAGUUCGUCACCGAGGCUUAUCCGGGCAAGGGCAAAGCAUUAUUUGAGGUGAACGGUUGGUUAACGUGGUUAGAUAACGCGUCCACAGAAGAAGAAAGUGAUGAUCAUAACGACGACGACGAUAACAACAAGAACUACAGAAUGCAAAAGCUCUGAGAAGGAAUACGCUCUUCAGGUUACUAUCUAUAAUUUGGAAUAAGGUUUUACUAUCGAUAUCACUAAACCAGGUGGUUUCAGUUUACUAAUUGAGUUGUCUCUCCAUCCAAUACCACAAACGUCUUGUUAGUCUGUGUCAAACCCUCGCACAAACAAACGAGAAGAGGACUUUACACAAUCAUUGUCCGACAGAGAGAAGAGAGGAGAUUAUUUGAUUUUUGUUUCGCAACCAUCGGGUGGUUUGCAACAGACUUUUAUUAAAGCAAGAAGUUUUAGAAUGUUUUUAGAUAAUUGAAUAUUCAUAUGAUUUAUAAUCAUAUUGGGCCAGCAGAUAUCAACAUAUACAUACAUACAUACACACACAAACACACACACGCCGCUGUAUGAACAUCGGUGCAAAAAGAAACUAGAAAAAAAAAUUUAGUCUGGUGAUCUGUGUUGUCAAAGUUUUUGUCUAGUAUUGUGCAUGUGUCACGUUUUUGUAAGUCUUUUUGUCUGCGGCACCAGUGAGUCGCUUGUUAUCUCUGUGUACCAGCUUUUACAUUUAUUAUGAGGAAUUAUUAUUAUCUAUUAUUAUUAACUAUUAUUAUUAUUAUUACUAUUAUAUAAUUGAUCACCAACAAUCGAAAUACAUCUUACCUUCUUGAAAGAAAAAGGGGAAAAAGAAAAAAAACGAGUCGAUCAUAAAAAAAAACAGGACU
Messenger RNA from Dufourea novaeangliae, 3383 nucleotides. It is a transcript of the gene NAT1, whose product is annotated as eukaryotic translation initiation factor 4 gamma 2. Gene Ontology annotation, molecular function: translation initiation factor activity; protein binding; mRNA binding. The coding region runs from base 340 to 2682 and encodes 780 amino acids. The transcript has 7 exons. The record is from RefSeq and is a predicted model, not a curated record. Lineage: Eukaryota; Metazoa; Arthropoda; Insecta; Hymenoptera; Halictidae. Gene Ontology annotation, cellular component: eukaryotic translation initiation factor 4F complex.